Messenger RNA from Trachymyrmex cornetzi, 1356 nucleotides. RefSeq names its product cytoplasmic phosphatidylinositol transfer protein 1 (gene rdgBbeta). Gene Ontology annotation, biological process: phospholipid transport. The coding region runs from base 284 to 1141 and encodes 285 amino acids. The transcript has 8 exons. The record is from RefSeq and is a predicted model, not a curated record. Gene Ontology annotation, cellular component: cytoplasm. Gene Ontology annotation, molecular function: phosphatidylinositol transfer activity; phosphatidylinositol binding. Lineage: Eukaryota; Metazoa; Arthropoda; Insecta; Hymenoptera; Formicidae.
CGUCGGGCUGUCACGGACUGUCGGGUUGUGACUUUUUCGCCAGCGGGUUGCCGAUCUGUGCCCAUAUCGAUCACCGCACCAACGACGAAUUCCACUAAACUUCUCGUCGCUACGGUCGCUGUUGCGCGCGGGUUGUAAUGUUUAUCCUACGUAACGUCGGACGCGAAAAAUCACGAGAAUCAUCACGGAACAUAUAGAAUCGUGUCACUCCUCCAGUGAGGACGCACGUGAAACGGACUUGAUCAAUCAUUGCGUUUGAUCGACUGUCGGAAAUAAUCCAAGGAUGGUUCUUACUAAGGAGUACCGUAUUUGCAUGCCGCUCACUACGGAAGAGUAUCGCAUCGGUCAGCUAUAUAUGAUUGCCAGACAUAGUCAUGAACAAUCCGACAACGACGAAGGAGUGGAAGUGGUUGAAAAUACCGUCUGUGAGGAUCCUGUUCAUGGACAGGGCCAGUAUACUGAGAAAAGGAUCCAUCUGUCUAGUAAACUCCCUUAUUGGAUCCAAUCCAUCUUACCACGAAUAUUUUAUGUGACGGAAAAAGCAUGGAACUAUUAUCCCUUUACUAUAACAGACUACACUUGUUCCUUUAUGCCAAAGUUCCAUAUAGCGAUAAAUACACGGUAUGAAGACAACAAUGGCUCCACAGAAAAUUGCUUAGCGCUGUCACCCAUGGAAUUGAUCCAUCGAGAAGUCGAUUUUGUAGAUAUUGCAUACGACGAGCUCUCCGCGAAACAUUACAAAGAGGAAGAAGAUCCAAAGUACUUUCAAUCGAAAAGAACAGGCCGUGGCCCCUUGGUUGAAGGUUGGAGGGACACAACACAACCUAUAAUGUGCUCGUAUAAAUUGGUUCAUGCCUCGUUUGAAGUCUGGGGUAUGCAAACGCGAGUGGAAGAUUUCAUACAUAGAUGUAUAAGGGAUAUUCUAGUAUUGGGUCACAGACAAGCUUUUGCCUGGAUUGACGAGUGGUAUGACAUGAACCUGGAAGAUGUACGGCAAUAUGAGCAGAAAAUGCAAACCGAAACAAAUGAAAAGGUUAGACUGAAAAAUCAACUGGAUGAGAAACAGACCGGUACACCGUCCUCAUCUAUGCCAACUACGCCAAAGUCACCCACACAACGAUCGUGGUUUUCCUGGUCGUAGCCACAAUUAGUGCAAUAAUUGAUUUUGAGCUCUGCAGCAGUUUUCUGUCGCUCCGGUUAACGUUAAGAAAGAAAUGAAUGGCAAUCUCUAUUCAUGCUCAUCUUUUAUCUGUCUUAGAGAAUGUACAAAUCAGUCAUGACAUAUUCUUUAAAUGAACUUUAUACUAGUAGUUUAAUUGGUGGUUUUAUUAUAGUAACAACUUACGUAGUUUUCCU